Messenger RNA from Penicillium oxalicum, 1689 nucleotides. RefSeq names its product nucleobase cation symporter-1 family protein. The transcript has 5 exons. Bases 1 to 1689 code for a protein of 562 amino acids. The record is from RefSeq and is a predicted model, not a curated record. Lineage: Eukaryota; Fungi; Ascomycota; Eurotiomycetes; Eurotiales; Aspergillaceae. Gene Ontology annotation, biological process: transmembrane transport; nucleobase transport. Gene Ontology annotation, cellular component: plasma membrane. Gene Ontology annotation, molecular function: nucleobase transmembrane transporter activity.
AUGUCGAAAAUCAAAUGGGUCUUGAAAAAGGCCGAGGUGACACAGGAAUCGGGCUUGUCGAACGCCCAAAUGAUGUUGACAAAUGAAGACUUGAGGCCAGUGGACCCAGAACGCCGUCAAUGGGGAUGGUUGAACUAUAUCGCCUUUUGGAUUGCAGAUUCAUUGAACAUUAAUACAUGGAUGAUUUCUUCCUCCAUGAUUGUCGACGGUCUCUCGUGGUGGCAGUCAUGGCUAUGUGUCUGGAUCGGAUACUUCAUCGCGGGCGGAUUCGUGUGCUUGACCGGUCGUAUCGGGGCUGUUUACCACAUCUCAUUCCCAGUGACUGUUCGUGCCUCCUUUGGGAUUUGGGGCUCUUUCUGGCCGGUGAUCAAUCGUGUCGUCAUGGCCAUUAUCUGGUAUGGCGUACAAAGCUACAUUGGAGGUGAAUGCGUCUCUUUGAUGAUCGAGGCCAUUUGGCCGAGUUACAGACACCUGCAUAACAGCCUCUCUGCCAGCGCGGGCGUUGACACACGAGGCUUUCUUAGCUUCUUCCUCUUCUGGCUGUUGUCCCUUCCAGCUCUGUGGUUCCCCGUGCACAAAGUGCGACAUCUCUUUACCGUCAAGGCCAUUUACUCGCCCAUUGCAGCCAUUGCUUUCUUCGCGUGGGCCAUUUCGCGGGCGCAUGGUAUUGGGCCAAUCGUACACCAGGGCAGCACCAUCCAUGGCAGCACCUUGGCCUGGGCUUUUGUCAAGGGCGUCAUGAGUUGCAUUGGCAAUUUUGCUGCUCUCAUCAUGAACGAUCCUGACUUUUCACGAUUUGCACGCAAGCCGAAGGAUGCUCUGUGGUCGCAGCUUCUGACCAUUCCCAUUGGUUUUGGAAUUACCUCCUUCAUUGGCAUCAUUGUCUCCUCGUCCUCCUCGGUCAUUUACAACGGUGAUCCCGUCUGGAACCCACUCGAUUUACUCGGCAUGUUCUUGGAUGGCGCCAGCUCUGGACAGCGCUUCGGUAUCUUUGUGAUUGCGACGGGAUUCGCGCUCGCCCAGUUGGGAACCAACAUUUCAGCCAACUCGGUCUCUGCAGGCACAGACUUGACUGCAUUGAUGCCGCGGUUUUUGACCAUCCGCAGGGGCAGUUAUAUCUGUGCGAUCAUCGGCUUGGCCAUGUGUCCGUGGAACCUCGUCGUCACAUCCAACCAAUUCACAACAUACCUUUCCGCUUACUCUCUCUUCCUCUCCGCCAUCGCCGGUGUCAUGAUAUGCGACUACUACAUCGUCCGUAAGGGCUAUCUCGACAUCAAAGCCCUCUACAGCGGCCGCAAGACCGACCCAUAUUACUACACUCUCGGCUUCUCCUGGAAAGCCUACGCAGCCUACCUCGCCGGUAUUUUGAUCAACAUUGUUGGAUUCGCAGGCGCCAUAGGUCGUGACGUCCCCGUCGGAGCGCAAUACAUCUACAAUAUCAACUAUUUCACCGGCGUACUUGUCUCGGGCGGAACCUACUGGAUCCUCACUCGGAUCUUCCCCGUUCCCGCAACCAGUGAUUACUGGAACGAAGUUGAUAUCGAUGUUGAUGUCGAUGAUUAUGGGGUCGCGUACGGACAGCCAGUCAGCGAUGAAGAAACGGCUGGCGAUGAUCGCCGGUCGAUCACCGACUCCCUGCCACCUGAUGAACAGAAGAGGAAGGUUUUGGCUGCUACAAAGGGAGUUUGA